This is a messenger RNA of Saccostrea echinata, 1835 nucleotides long. RefSeq names its product TNF receptor-associated factor 2-like. Gene Ontology annotation, molecular function: ubiquitin protein ligase binding; zinc ion binding; tumor necrosis factor receptor binding. Gene Ontology annotation, cellular component: cytoplasmic side of plasma membrane; plasma membrane signaling receptor complex. NCBI's taxonomy places the organism in Eukaryota, Metazoa, Mollusca, Bivalvia, Ostreida, Ostreidae. Gene Ontology annotation, biological process: positive regulation of JNK cascade; protein K63-linked ubiquitination; regulation of canonical NF-kappaB signal transduction. Bases 43 to 1617 code for a protein of 524 amino acids. The record is from RefSeq and is a predicted model, not a curated record. The transcript has 8 exons.
AAAAAUAAAUUUAUACUUCCGUCUCUUUCAGUUUAAACUACAAUGUCGGAGGUUGGUGUCCCAGUAGGGGGAUACUCCACUGAAAUAUUUAAAGGUGACUUUGACUUGAAACUUUUAUGUAAUACCUGCAACAAAGUAUUACGAGAUCCAGUCCAAAGUUACUGCGGUCACAGAUUCUGCCGGGAGUGUAUUUCUGACGUGGUUAGUUCGGGAAACCAAGUCCAGUGUAAGUCGUGCAUAGAAGAGGGUGUAGAUAAUGAAGACUUCAGUAUCAUCAGAAAAGAGCAGCUUUUUCCAGAUAAUGCACUUCGCAGAGAAAUGUUCAGUUUGGAGGCAAAUUGUCCCAACCAGGGUUGCUCAUGGGCAGGAAAAUUCAGAGCUUAUGAGAAACACGUAAAAGAGUGUAAGUACAUGCCAGUGCUAUGCCCGAACUGUGGAGAGUCUGUGGAGGUGAACAAGAUGAAAACUCACCUGGAGAGCACCUGUCCUAAAAGACAGGUCAAAUGUAAAUACUGUUCCCUAGAAAUUACCCAGGAUCAAAUGGAGGAUCAUACCAAGGAUUGUCCAAAAUACCCCUUGAAAUGUGAAACCUGUGGAAAAAAGAAAAUCCCUCGAGAGAUGAUGCAGGAACAUAUAGACAAUGAAUGUCCGAAUCAGAAGAUCUCUUGCUUGGCAGGCUGUGAUGCGGUUGAACGACGACGAUUUAUUAAUCACAUUGAAGAGAAGCCUGGUUUACAUAUUCAAGAAUUAAUGAACAGACUAGACAAAGUGAAAAAUCUCGUUUCAAAUGAAGAAAUUUCACGUUUGCGUCGGGAACUUGAUCAAUUGAAGCAAGUUGUUUCAACUUCUGAUCAGCAAGUUGGAGUAAACGGUCCUUCCGUCGAGAAUGUUGCGCAAUCAUCCAAUGAAAAUCAAAACAUUACAAGAAUUACAGCAUUAGAAAUCAAAGUAAGGACGUUUGAAGGGAUAGCUACCACGUUGCACAAGGAGACGGAACGAAUACUUAAUGUCUUAGAUGAAAAUAAGAAAGAAAUUGAAGACGUUAAAAGAGUUAGUGAGGAGAAAACACAGAAGAUCAAGGAGUUGGAGAGAAAACUGGCAAACAGCGAGGUGCAAGUGAUACAGCUAACUCAGAAAGUACUUGCUUGUGGAGUUACAUCUAUCAAUGGCGAAUUAAUAUGGCGCCUGGAAAACUGGAAAGAACGUCAAGCACAAGCUUUAGCAGGAGAGGUCACAAGUAUUUUCUCCCCGCCAUUUUACACGUCACAAUAUGGCUACAAAAUGUGUGUAAGGAUAUACCCAAAUGGAGACGGUAUGGGGAAAAAUACCCAUGUGUCAAUAUUUUUCGCCAUCAUGAAGGGGGAAUACGACCCUAUCUUGGACUGGCCUUUUUCUCGUCGGGUUGUUUUUAUGGUGUUUGAUCAGGAUGGUAACAAUCACAUCAAGGAUUCAUUUCGAACAGACCCGAACAGCUCCUCCUUCAAACGCCCAACGACAGACAUGAACAUCGCCAGUGGCUGUCCCUUGUUUUUACCGCUAUCCCGUUUAAAAGGAAACAAUGGUUUUGUGAAAGAUAAUGUUAUGUAUAUCAAAACGAAGGUGGAAGAAAUUCGAUGAUUUCUAUACAACAGCAGAUCGACUCACCCCCCCCCCCCAAAAAAAAAAAAAAACAACAACAAACAAACAAACAAAAAACUUAUGCCAAAACAAAUUCACGAGAAAAAAACGAAGGAAAGUUUUGGGCACUAAUUACAGUGUUAAUCCUGGUAUUUCAAAUGUAAACUAUGAUUAACGUCUUGUAUAAAUAUUUAAUUUUGAAAAUUAGAAUUACAAAA